AUGAGGAAGAAAGGAGGAAAGGUGUGCGACGACGACUCAAAUGGCGAUGGAGGCGGAGCUGAGAUGCUGAAGAUACAAGUAAGCGGGAAGGCGAUCUUGUCCACUGUUCGUUGUCGGAGACAGGCAAGAGUAAACCCGAUUUUUUCGAGUGUUCGUUGUCAGAGAGAGAUGUCGACUUCUUCUACUUCCUUCGUGUUUGGUCCUUACAAGAUUGAUCCGCGUGAGGUGUUCUACGCAACUCCUCUCUCUUACGCCAUGGUUAAUCUCCGUCCUCUUCUUCCUGGUCAUGUUCUUGUCUGUCCAAGACGCCUUGUACCGCGCUUUACUGAUCUCACAGCUGAUGAGACUAGUGAUCUCUGGCUUACUGCUCAGAAAGUUGGCUCUCGGAUUGAGACUUUCCACAAUGCUUCUUCUCUCACAUUAGCCAUCCAAGAUGGUCCUCAGGCGGGACAGAGUGUUCCUCAUGUGCACAUUCACGUCUUGCCUCGUAAAGGUGGUGACUUUGAGAAGAACGAUGAGAUCUAUGAUGCUAUUGAUGAGAAGGAGAAGGAACUGAAGCAGAAGCUUGAUCUUGACAAAGACCGUGUUGAUAGGAGCAUUGAGGAGAUGGCUAACGAGGCUUCACAGUACAGGGCUCUUUUCGAUUGCUAGUUAUAAAGCAAAGCUAUGCAUUGGCUUGCUUUGACCCUUAAAUAAGACUAUUGUGAGAAUCUCCCUCAAGUUGAGGUUGAUAUUAGAGACUUCAAUUCAAACUUGUAAUCUCUUUCUUAUGCCACAAAAACUGGAAUUAUCUAAGCGUUCUAGUUCUGGUUCUUAUUGAUAUUAAUGGAAUCAACACUGACUAUAUUUUAA
Molecule: messenger RNA, 852 nt
Organism: Eruca vesicaria subsp. sativa (arugula)
Lineage: Eukaryota; Viridiplantae; Streptophyta; Magnoliopsida; Brassicales; Brassicaceae
Source: the annotation of a GenBank genome assembly